Clunio marinus is the source of this 246-nucleotide messenger RNA. The record is from the annotation of a GenBank genome assembly. Lineage: Eukaryota; Metazoa; Arthropoda; Insecta; Diptera; Chironomidae.
AUGAACGGAAACUUAAUAUUGAACAAUAUUCAAAUAACCAAAAGAAAUGUAGGAAAUAUACAAACAAACACCAAGUGUAGAUUGCAGACGGAACAUUUCAAGAUUAUUUUCAACGCCCACAAAAUGGUUCAUUUGAGUAGAAAAGUUUUAACGAGAUUGAGAGCUUUCUCUGUUCAAGAACAAGAAAGAAAAAUAUUUUCUCAUCCCAUUCACGUUUCUAAAUCUAAUUACCUCGGAGAAAAUUAA